Molecule: messenger RNA, 3264 nt
Organism: Phaedon cochleariae (mustard beetle)
Lineage: Eukaryota; Metazoa; Arthropoda; Insecta; Coleoptera; Chrysomelidae
Source: the annotation of a GenBank genome assembly
CAUAUAUAGAAAAAGUAAAUAUAUGACAAUAUGGCUACUAAUUUCAAAUUUUCCAUCCUUCACUUUCCGUCCAUAUAGAUUCAAGAAGUACCUCUCUAUUUGGUCCCAUUUUUGUUGAGAUGUCGUAUAGGCGAUGCGCCAUAUCAUUGCCAUGAACCCCUUUGAUGAAACGUCAACAAAAUGUUUAUGCUGCCCCUUGUCGCUAUGGUCUGUUGUGUCAACGUCAAAUAGUAAGAGUACUGUGAUCUAUGGUUCUGUGCUUAGCUCUGUGCUUAAAUCAUUCUUGUUCUCUGCUCUUUGCAAGGUGUUUUGUACUUUGUGAUUUUACUGAUUUUGUGUUUGUACAUGGUUUGUACUUGUACUCGUGUGCAUAAAUUAUUUGUUAUUUGUGGCACAGUAGAGAGCUUACAGAGGUUUGUGGUUAGGAUAGUACCUUGUACCUGGGAGUGCCUGGGACUUGAGACGAGAAAUUUGAUAAUUCACUGGAAAAUAUUUUGCUUUUGGUGAAACGGGACCAGAAUAACAAUUUCGUCAAAAUGUGUGCAAAAAUGGCAUUUCAACAUCAGGCGGGAACAGCAAUGGAAUGUUUGAGCAUUCCGAUAACCCUCCACAAGGACGUUGAUGGAGACACAAUGAGAUGUGGCUUCAAGAUUGGUGGUGGUAUUGAUCAAGAUUUUCAUAAAAGUCCUCAGGGCUACACAGAUAAUGGUAUAUAUGUUACAGAGGUUCAUGAUAAUAGUCCAGCUUCAAAAGCAGGACUUCGGGUACAUGAUAAAAUACUUCAAUGUAAUGGAUAUGACUUUACAAUGGUGACUCAUAAAAAAGCUGUGAGUUAUAUAAAGAAACACCCAGUAUUGAAUCUUCUAGUUGCUCGCAAAGGUGUCACAUCAACCUAGGCUUGAUACACAGUCAUUAUGUUUGUACUUCAGUUACCAAGGAAUGAUCCAUUCAGGUUUUUUUAUAGAAUAUCUAGGUUAUCAGUGAGUAACUUAGGAGCUAUAAAAGGUAUUAUAAUAUUCAAUAUUUUUGACUUGACCAUCCAAAAGUCAAUCUUUAGGGAGUUCAAAAUGAUUAUAUCAUGUCAAUGUUAUUAGUGUUCAAUUUAUACAGGGUGUUUAAAAUAAUGGUUACCUCCUUGCUAGGGUAGGUAGAACACUGCAAAAUAAGUUGGGUUUGCUAGGUAAAACAUGUUCAUAAUGGCAUCCGUUUUCAAGUUACAAGGUUUUGAACAAACAUUUUACACAUUUUGUAUGAUUGUGUCUAAAUAACUGGCAACUUUGUUAUGAAAUGUUGUAUGGAUAUGUUCUGAAAGCUGACCCAUCCCAUAAAUUAGUUUUGGUAUCUGACUCUCAUAGAGGGUGCCAGUUAUGACGUUCAUACCAAGUAAUUUCAUACAUACCUUUUGAGGUUAGAUUUUUCAGACCAAAUUUCAUGUGAACUUCAUGAACUUGAACAUCAUUCAAUUUGACACCAAAAAUGUAGUCUUGAUAAAACUCAAUACUAUGCACUGUUCUCGAAAUUUUUGAUCUGAAAAUAAUGGAGUCAUGCUGGUAUAAAAUAAGUAGGUACCUAUUAUUGAGAUCAGGUAAUUGAUAUUUAUUCAAAUACAAAAACAUUAUUCUUGUGCCGAAGUUAUAGAUUUAACAAAGAAUAACAAGUAGAACAUUGAAUUAAAUAUAAAACAAAAAAUAUUGAAUCAGUUAGAGUAUAAAUGUUCAAAAGAUAUGCAAUUCUAUAAUUUUUUUUAAGAAUGCAUUUUCCUAAAUGAUUGCUGAGGAUCAGCUGUUAGGUCAUUCAAGUAAUGUUCAAUUUUGUCUUGCAACUCUUGACGUGAAUUUACCUCUGUAGCAUAGACCUUCUCCUUGAGAUACAACCAAACUGUAAAUUAUGUUUUUAGUCAAAUUUAUUUCAAUGUCAUUCUUGUGAUUCCUGGAGUUCAGCAUUAAAAAUACAUUAAUGUUUUUUUCACUCCUUGCUAUAGAACCAACAAUUAUUCACUCCUUCUCAAGUCAUAAAGUGAAUUUUUAAUACCAAGGUAGUUUUCUCCAUUUUAUGAACUAAUAUAGUCAAUAAAGACAUAGGCACCUCUUAUAAUGAACUGGAAUCCACUGUUCUGAUGUGAGAUUCGCAGAAAUAGAACUCAAAUCUAGUAGGUAUUUAUCAGUGAUGACGUGGACGUGUCAUUUACUGUAAUGGUCAUAGUUAGAAUUGAAAAGAAGUGCUUUCACAGUGACAAGUCCAUAUUUCAGUUUCACAGAACUGUGAUAUUGCUAGUGGUGAAAAAAAUAAUGUACACUUUGGUGUAUAAAUAGGUAAUUAUUUCGAUUUUCAAUAAAUAGGUGAAAGAUUUUCAUGAUACUUUCUCCUAUAUAUAGCUUAAUACCAGCAACAUGUUAUCACUCCAUCAUUUAUGAAUCAAAGUUUUCCGGAAAUGGUACAUAGUGUGGAGUUGUACUUAGUGUUCCAUUCUGGUGUAAAAUUCAAUGAUGUUCUGCCUUACAUUGAAUUUGGAUUGAAAGAUCUAACUAUAAAAUAAACUCCUCCCUACUAUUGGUAUGAACCGUGUAACUAGUGCCCUCUAUGAGAGUAAGAUAUAAAAACAAGUCGGCUUCCAUAACACAUCCAUACCAAAUUUCAGCACAAUGUUGCCAGUAGUUUCAACAUAAUCGUGAAAAAUCUUAUUUUCAACACCUUGUAUCUUGAUAAGGAAUGUCGUUAUGACAUUCGUUUUACCAGCAAACCCAAUGUUCUACCUACCCUAGCAAGGGGGUCACCUUUUUAUGAAACACCCUGAAUAAACUUUGGUGUAGUGAAUAUAGUAUCAAGUUAUUGAAACAAUAACAUUCAAAAUACAUAAGUAUAAUUUGGUAUGGAAGCUACUGCCAAAAUUAUUGAUGAAGUAUAUGUAUCUUUUUUAUAGUUUUCAUUGUGAUUGAUUUUACUUCUAUAUAAUAUUUAAGAUGUAUGUAUGAUUUUGAUUAUGAUGAAUAUUUUGUAAGAUAUGAAGAUUGAAGACUGCUGAGUUUUAAAAUUUGUAUAUUAAGUUAUAGAUGUCAAUUUUAGGAGACAAAGGUUGGUAACAGAUAAGAAUCAGGUUUCAAUAAUAUUUAUCUCCAAAUUUUAUAGUAUUGUUAUAUUUAUUAUGGUGUACUUUAGGUACUUUUUCCUGUGUUAGAUUGAAUUUGUUGAAUUCCAAAAUUAUUCAAUUCUUAUCAACUAGAUACUUGUUAUUUAUUUUAUGUUAUUAAAAUAGUAUUAUUGUAC